Molecule: messenger RNA, 1188 nt
Organism: Rotaria sordida
Lineage: Eukaryota; Metazoa; Rotifera; Eurotatoria; Philodinida; Philodinidae
Source: the annotation of a GenBank genome assembly
AUGACACAAUAUCGAUCUAAAUUACAUCCUUCAUCUUGUUUUCCUCCUAAUCCAUCAACGCCUAAUACUCAAAAUCGUCUAUUUUUACGAAUUGCUCCAACUGAAGCUCGAUAUCGAUGCUGUCGUCUGACAUUUAUUGGUAUCAACACAACGACUUACUCAGCUAUUGCUGCUCUUCUUGCCUGUGGACAAUUAACGUCAAUUGAAGUUAUAAAAGUCUUUGAUAUAUAUGAAAAACAAGAUGCUCGUAUUAUACUUAAUGAUCUUCAAUUAAUUGCUUUAUUUAACAAAUAAACAGAAAGUAUAUCAACAUGGAUACAAAUGAAUGCUUCACUAGUUGAAAGUAUUGUUUCACAAGUGUGUAUUUAUUCACCUCAUUCUACAUUAAUUAUUUGUACACAACCAAAUGAAUUAAUGACUUAUGUUGCAUCACGUGUCAGUAAAUUUCCUAUCGAACGAGUAUUUGGACUUGGUGCAAGUAUUACUACAGCUUAUGCACAUAGAACUAUACUCAAUCAAAACGAAAACAUUCAUGGUCAUGUCAAUGGAUUUUUUGUUAUUGGCAACGGAUUAAUUGAUAAUUCAUGUACAAAAAUACUUAUGCAUAAUUUAACUAUUGAUGGAAUUCCUUGUUCAGAUAUUCAUUCGAAAAUAAUAAAAAGUCAUGUAACAACCACGACUAUUGUAAAUGAAUUUACGUCCAAAAAAAGACGCCAUAAAAAUUGGGACAUACAAAAACUUCUGAAAAAUAAUGAAACUAUUUAUUCCAAUGUUCGACGUCGAUUACCAAUUGUUACAGAUUUAAUAUCACGUCAACAGAUUGCUAUGAAAUAUCUCUUACCCAGUUCCACUAUUCCUCAUUUAAAACCUAAACUACAAGAAUCGCUAAAUAUUUCAUUGAGUACUAAAUUACGUUCUAAUUGGACAGAAGCAAUGUUAAUAGUUCAUAUUAUUCGUGCACUUAUUAAUGGAAAUGAAUUUCAAUCAAAUUUUGUUGUAAAUAUUGCACCAAUAAAUAAUUCAACGAAUGUUUUUAUUAAUUAUCCAAUAAUCAUUGGUUCAAGUAAUUGUUCAAUUGAAUAUAUAUUACCAUUUCAUGAAGCUCAACAUAUUCUCAAACAAAAAUCAUUUUUCAUACCACGUGAAAAAUUACAAACAAAAAUACAUUUUUCAAAAUCAAAAGAUUAG